AUGACAUUAGAGAAGGGCGACGUCGACAUUACCAAGUUUCCCCACGAAAUCGAUGAUGGCAUCACUGAUAGCGUCACCGAGGUGUUCGAUCUGAGCGAGCUUGAAGAGGUUGAAGGCGACGCUGAACCGCUUAACGCUCCUCCCAAGGAUAAAGGGUACGCGUGGGUGGUAGCCGUCGCUGGACUCUUGGGCCAAUUGUGUACUUGGGGUUGCUUCUCGCUGUACGGGGUGUUUUUGCUGUACUAUCUUAGUACCAACCCCGAAAAUGUGCUGCCGUAUAAUUAUACGUUGAUUGCUGGUCUCAUCUUCUUUUCCUGUGCCGUACUCGCCCCAGUAUCUCUCAUUGCUUACCGCCGAUUUGGGUUCCGAUGGGUAGCUGCUGGCGCCGUUGUCGGUCAGACUGGCGGCUACUUGAUGGCCCUGUGGUCAACAAAGCUCUGGCAGUUAUAUUUGACUCAGGGGGUACUUGUGGGAGCGCUGGCGGUGUUUAUCUAUAUCCCCAUCACCAGUAUUGUCCCCACUUGGUUUGAGAAAUACUUAGCUACCGGUCAAGGGAUCACCGGAGCCGGUAUCGGUACUGGCGGUAUCAUUUUCUCGCUCACCAUUAACGUAAUGAUUGAGAAGUAUGGCGUGGGAUGGGCUCUCCGUAUGGUGGGAAUGGUUUCAGGUUUUGCCGGAGCCUUAGCCGCUUUAAUCCUGAGGGAAAGAGUGCCCACAAAGCGAGUACCGUUAAAGCAAGAUAUUAAAGAAGUGUUUGAUUUCAGGGUAUUUAAUCUGGUACCGAUGUACGCGUUGCUCGCGUGGUACUGUACCGGUUUUAUUGGCAGUAACAUGUUGCUUAAUACCCUCCCCACUUAUGGUAUUGACCAAGGGUUACUGCCAAAACAAGCGCUGAUCCUUUCCGCCACCAUUAACGCCGCCCAGCUCAUUGGCCGUCCAUUGAUUGGAGUAUUGGCUGACCAUUUAGGUCGUGUCAAUUUUAGCAUUUUCCUCAACGGCUAUUUGACUAUAGUCAUGUGUGUGAUGUGGCCGUUGAGUCACCUGUUUGGCGUGCUUCUUGGCUUUGCCAUCCUUAUUGGCCUUGGCUUCGGGGCGAUGCUGACAAUGAUGCCGCUGUUGAUGCUCGAAACUACCGGUGAUCGGCGUGUUCUUGUCCCCGGGUGGGCUGGUUGUAACAUGGCGUCGUCGAUUUUCCAGUUGACGACCCCCACUGCAGCCAUGGGCAUCCGUAAUGCCACCCACUCUUUCAUCGUCAGUCAGGAGAUUGGGGGCGUUUCCUUUGGCAUUGGCUUUUUGGGCCUUUUAAUCGUGCGGUGGUACAUUAUUAAAAGGAAAAACUUAGGCAUGUGGCUGAAAAUCUGA
This is a messenger RNA of Diutina rugosa, 1362 nucleotides long. RefSeq lists its product as uncharacterized. Gene Ontology annotation, biological process: transmembrane transport. NCBI's taxonomy places the organism in Eukaryota, Fungi, Ascomycota, Pichiomycetes, Serinales, Debaryomycetaceae. The transcript has a single exon. Gene Ontology annotation, molecular function: transmembrane transporter activity. The coding region runs from base 1 to 1362 and encodes 453 amino acids. The record is from RefSeq and is a predicted model, not a curated record.